GGUUUUAUUUGUUUUUCGCUUCGAAAGUUUUGAGAACAAAUCGAUCAAAAAUUCCAAAGAAACAAAGCGGAAACAAGAUGAGGGGAGUUCGAAGAUUUCUCUCGUCAAGGAAAAUUUCAGCGAGUUCGAUUGGAGAAAAUACGUGCAAAUCUCUACUCCGUUCUCCUCGUUUCCUUUCGUCCUCAGCGAUCUUCUCCUCUCUUCGAAACUCGACGCCUUUUGCUUCUCGAAAUCCACUCAAAACCCCAACAUCGAUCUCGAGUCCAUGGAUCGCUUUUGGAGUACAGAGGAGGAGCAUGUUCAUUCAGACCCAAUCAACUCCCAAUCCAUUGUCUCUAAUGUUUUAUCCCGGGAAGCCUGUUAUGGAGGUUGGUAGUGCGGAUUUUCCAAAUGCCCGAGCGGCCAUGAAUUCACCACUAGCCAAGGCAUUAUUUGGAAUUGAUGGAAUUACAAGAGUGUUCUUUGGGUCUGAUUUUGUAACGGUUUCAAAGUCUGAGGAGGCUUCAUGGGAUUACCUGAAACCUGAAAUUUUUGCGGCAAUUAUGGACUUUUACACAUCUGGAAAACCACUUUUUUUGGAUUCCAAUACUGCAGCUUCUUCAGAUACAGCAAUUCAAGAGGAUGAUUCAGAAAUUGUUGCUAUGAUCAAAGAACUUUUGGAGACUAGGAUUCGACCUGCAGUCCAAGAUGAUGGUGGUGACAUUGUAUACCGCGGAUUUGACGAAGACACUGGUAUAGUGAAGUUAAAGAUGCAAGGAGCCUGUAGCGGUUGCCCUAGCUCAUCAGUUACACUGAAAUCUGGCAUCGAAAAUAUGCUUAUGCAUUAUGUUCCUGAGGUUAAAGGAGUCGAACAAGAGUCAGACCCAGACGAAGAGGCAUCAUUAGUGGGCUAGUUAGAGUGACCGAGGAUGGUGAAUGCAUAUCUGUAGGAUUUCAGUUUUUACUGGUUUUGCUGAGUAUUUAUUUUGAAUUUUUUUCGGUUAAGUUAAAUCUGAUGUAAUGUACGGGUUUAUUACCUAUUUGUGUAUGUAUUCUCUAUUGAUGGUGAAUAAUAAAGUGAUACUUUGUGUAUUCUUUAUGCUAAUGAACUGUGAGAGACUAAAUUGUCACUACCAUUUAAGGAUUUGCCUUGGAA
Asparagus officinalis (garden asparagus) is the source of this 1135-nucleotide messenger RNA. Its product is annotated as nifU-like protein 4, mitochondrial. The transcript is spliced from 6 exons. Bases 78 to 893 code for a protein of 271 amino acids. The record is from RefSeq and is a predicted model, not a curated record. Gene Ontology annotation, cellular component: mitochondrion. Gene Ontology annotation, biological process: iron-sulfur cluster assembly. Gene Ontology annotation, molecular function: iron-sulfur cluster binding; iron ion binding. Lineage: Eukaryota; Viridiplantae; Streptophyta; Magnoliopsida; Asparagales; Asparagaceae.